Molecule: messenger RNA, 954 nt
Organism: Colletotrichum gloeosporioides
Lineage: Eukaryota; Fungi; Ascomycota; Sordariomycetes; Glomerellales; Glomerellaceae
Product: Coiled-coil domain-containing protein 94-like
Exons: 2
Coding region: 1-954 (317 amino acids)
Biological process (GO): mRNA splicing, via spliceosome
Cellular component (GO): U2-type catalytic step 1 spliceosome
Source: RefSeq, a predicted model, not a curated record
AUGCUGCAGAAGUAUCUACGUACGCAACCCUUCCCCAACUUCUUCCUCGCCGAAGACUGGAUUCCUCCCAAGCAUCCCGACACCACCAUCAAUCUGAUAGCCAACGACGUCACUCUCGCAAUCAUCAACUCCAAUACACUUUUCUCAGCUCCGAACAUGUCAGAACGUAAAGUCAUUUCCAAGUACUACCCGCCCACCUUUGACCCUAGCCGGCUGCUACCGGUACGAUACAGGGGGAAGGCAGCUGCACCGGAGGGGCAACAAGUCCGAUGGGCGGCACCCUUUUCGAUGCAAUGCAUUUCAUGCGGCGAGUAUAUCGGAAAGGGGCGCAAGUUCAAUGCCAGGAAGCUGACACUAGACGAGAGUUACCUGGGUGCUAUCCACAUCUACCGCCUCUUCAUUCGUUGCACACAAUGUUCGCGAGAAAUCACUCUUAGAACCGCUCCCCAAGCAAGCGACUACGUCUGCGAGACUGGCGCCAAGCGGAUCACGGAACCAUGGCGCGUAGGCGAUGACAAAUUCAACGACACAGCAGACGGGCGCCCAGAUCGACUAGAGCGAGAGCACGAGAAACGCGAGAACACCGAAAAGACCAUGAUGGAGGAUCUCGAAGAAGAAGCCGUCGCAAACGAGACACGCAUGGCUGUCGCCGAUGCGCUGGACGAAGUCCGCGCCCGAAACGCCCGACUGGAAAGGCUUCGUCGAGAUGGGAUCACUGUGGGUAAGGACGCUGCUGUGGCGGCGGACCAGAAGGAUCAAGAGGACGCAAGGCGCGCAUUCUAUUUCCAUGCGAAGACUAAAGCGCAGUCAGAGGGCCAUAUUGACACUCACUCCCUCGCCAGAUCGAGACGGCCUCCGAAGCAGAACAAGUUGCUGCCAGGGCUGAAGCAAGCGCAAGCAAAUGCGCCGCCCACAAAUUACUCGUUGGUGGACUAUGGCUCUGACUCUGACUGA